Molecule: messenger RNA, 411 nt
Organism: Ramularia collo-cygni
Lineage: Eukaryota; Fungi; Ascomycota; Dothideomycetes; Mycosphaerellales; Mycosphaerellaceae
Exons: 2
Coding region: 1-411 (136 amino acids)
Biological process (GO): mitotic cell cycle; attachment of spindle microtubules to kinetochore
Cellular component (GO): mitotic spindle pole body; mitotic spindle; mitotic spindle midzone
Source: RefSeq, a predicted model, not a curated record
AUGUCAUACGCUCCAAGGCCCGGUUCAGGUGCCAUGAACCGACCAUCAUCCUCGCAAUCUACACAGGCUUCCCUCCUCGCGACCCGCAUUCAAGAGAAGAAAGCCGAACUCGAAUCCCUCAAACAACUUCGCGAUCUAUCAGCUGGUCUAGCUGGCCAAAUGCAGCAGUUGGAGGAUAAGUUGGGAACGCUGAGUGACGGGACGGAGGCUGUGGCGGCGGUUAUGGGGAAUUGGAAUACUGUCUUGAGAGCGGUUUACAUGGCUAGUGCAAGCAUACCGAAGCCGAGCGAGCAGAAGGGCCAAGCAGAAGAGCCUACAUUGCCGCAGACUUUGGUGCGGAUACCGAUCCAGCAGGCUGAAGCUGCGCAAAGGGAGAUGGAGGGCAAGGAGGCUGCUUCUGGUGGAGGCUGA